Molecule: messenger RNA, 718 nt
Organism: Cyclopterus lumpus (lumpfish)
Lineage: Eukaryota; Metazoa; Chordata; Actinopteri; Perciformes; Cyclopteridae
Gene: nedd8l
Product: NEDD8 ubiquitin like modifier, like
Exons: 4
Coding region: 183-455 (90 amino acids)
Biological process (GO): modification-dependent protein catabolic process; regulation of proteolysis; protein neddylation
Cellular component (GO): nucleus; cytoplasm
Molecular function (GO): ubiquitin protein ligase binding; protein tag activity
Source: RefSeq, a predicted model, not a curated record
GAACCACUUUGCUCGUGUGGUCGGACGCCUUCCCGUCCGGAGGGCUUAGCGGUGGACACAGGAAGUAAAGUCAAGUCAGCCUGACACAAGUAGGCUGUAAAUCGCGAGUAUAUCAAAGUGUUUUCGUCAGUAAACGGAAACAUUUCACAUCAUUUGGCGUUGAGGUGUAUUAGUUAUUCAAGAUGCUGAUCAAAGUGAAGACUCUCACUGGAAAAGAAAUCGAGAUCGACAUAGAGCCCACAGACAAGGUGGAGCGGAUUAAAGAAAGGGUGGAGGAGAAGGAAGGGAUCCCCCCACAGCAACAGAGACUCAUCUACAGCGGCAAACAGAUGAAUGAUGAGAAGACAGCUGCGGACUACAAGAUCCAGGGGGGCUCGGUGCUCCAUCUUGUGUUGGCGCUCCGAGGCGGCUCAACGCCGCGCUGGCCCUGCAUACGCCUCUCCUAUUCGUCAUGAGUGCCAACGCUUUCCGUGUCUCGUCACCGUCUAACCAUGUUUCAGCACAGAUAUCUGAAAUCCCACGCGGAAAAAAAUAUUAUUAUAACCAACCAACAACGGCAACAAAAAAAGAGAGGAAAAAAAGACGUUCUAAUUCCUUUGUAGAUGUAUUUUUUGUAAACCCACAUUGGCGUUCUGAGUUUGACCAGUUGAUGCCGAACCCCAUGCAGUACAAAAAACAGUUUGAAAACUUUUUGCUUGUGAAUAAAUGCUGAAGUUGA